This is a messenger RNA of Mobula hypostoma (lesser devil ray), 3921 nucleotides long. RefSeq lists its product as uncharacterized. NCBI's taxonomy places the organism in Eukaryota, Metazoa, Chordata, Chondrichthyes, Myliobatiformes, Myliobatidae. The transcript is spliced from 20 exons. The record is from RefSeq and is a predicted model, not a curated record. Gene Ontology annotation, molecular function: catalytic activity. Bases 160 to 1980 code for a protein of 606 amino acids.
CUUUUCCUUUAAUUCUACUGAUCGGAGCAGGUGCUAGAAAAUAGAGGUCAGUUGGCCAAUCGUGCAGAGGGAUCGCUGCAGGCCGAGCAGAACGAGAACAUCCUUCCUCAGUGUCGGUACCAUUUACAACCCGUGUUCUUUUGUUACUUUUCUGCUGCCAUGGAAUUGGUUUGGAUGGUGUUGGCGGUGAUCGCCUUUUACUUUGGGUUCUUGCACCGCUGCACGGGGUGUCGGACCCGACCGGUGAUCCGGGAAAAGGGCAAAGCGGACGGGUUGUACGGUUACGGUGUGAAAGACGCGCUAUCCCUUCGUAUAUCUGGCCUUGCACUGAGAAUAUCCACACACCUAUUGAACGCAAUCUUUGGACAACUGAUUUUAAUUCCACUGAUCAUGAGAAUGUUAAAUCUCACUUUGCUACGACGUACAGUUAUUCCAGAAGAUCCCAUAUUCAUUCCGGUUGUUAACCCUGAGAGCAGCAAUAAGCCACCAAAACAUGACCACAAUGAUGGUAUUCUGAAUGAACUGCUGCAGCUGAGUGUUACGGAAGAGAGGCAUGGAUUCAACUUCAAAAGCAUUUCUGAUUUCAUUCAAGCAUACAAGUCAGGUAAAACUACUCCAACCCAAGUAGCUAAGAAUGUGAUCAGAGCUCUGGAAGAUGCUCAUCAAACAACUGCCCCAUUGCGAGCUAUUGUGCAAUAUGAGAGUCACCUGAUAAUGAAGAUGGCAGAAGCCUCCACUGCUCGGUACAGAGCCAGUGCACCUCUUUCCCCGCUGGAUGGAAUUCCUGUGUGCAUUAAAGAGGAACUGAAAGUUGUUCCAUACUAUCAUCGGGUGGGAACUGUUUAUCUUGGUGAGGAGCAAGAAACUGAGGACGCCACAGUCACCAGAAAGUUACGAGAGGCUGGAGCAAUUAUCAUUGGUGUUUCCAAUAUGCAUGAGCUUGGACUGGGAGUAACUGGCUGUAAUGUCAACAGGUAUCACGGUGUUCCUAGGAACCCCUACAACCCUCAGCACUUCACAGGAGGAAGUUCCAGUGGUUCGGCAGCAGCUGUAGCAGCAGGUAUCUGUGCACUGGCGAUUGGGAGUGAUGGAGGAGGUUCAGUAAGAAUCCCAGCAUCGUUUUGUGGGGUGGUAGGACUGAAAGUCACUUUUGGUCGAAUCAGUUCCUAUGGGUCUUAUCCUCUUUCUUAUUCAACUGUUAGUUUGGGACCGUUUUGUACCUCUGUAAAAGAUGUCGCCAUGGUCUAUACAAUUCUGGCUGGCCCAGACCCUAAUUACUCAUACAGUCUGAACCAGCCGCCAUUGAAUUUUGAUGAUAUUGCACAUCCUGAUCUACAGAAUAUAAGAUUUGGAAUAGAUUGGAAGUUCUUCACGGACUGUGAAUCUGAUGUUUUAAAUGUUUGCCAGAGAGCGGUACAGCACUUAAUAAGUUUGGGUGCAACAGUAGUAGACUUGCACAUUCCAGAGUUGGAGGAAGUACAGACUGCACACCUUAUCUGUAUUUUGAGUGAGAUUCGAGAGUUUUUGAACAUGGAUUUUAAUAAUCAAUACGACAAAAUGAAUCUAGAUACUCGUAUAGCUUUAGCUUUUGCAUCGAAAUUCACAAGUUCUGACUACAUCCAGGCUUGUCGUCAACGAUCACGGGCUAUGCAUUUUCUGAAAGAAAUUUUCAAAGAUGUGCAAUGUAUCAUUACACCAGCGAUACCCAGCACUGCUCCACCUUCUAAAUCCCUUGACUUCAGUUACGGUUGCAGUGAUCUUCAUAUGCUUUACAGCACAAUAAGAUUCAUGCAGCUUGCAAAUCUCACAGGAAUUCCCUCUCUCGUGGUUCCUGUUGGAUACAGCUCCUCUGGUCUACCCAUUAGUCUUCAGAUUAUGAGUAAAUGGUGGGACGAAGCAAUUCUUUUCCGGAUGGGAUUGAAGGUGGAACAGUUCCGUACUGAAACUAAGAAACCUCAGGUUUACUACGAUCUUCUGUAACAAAGCAUGAAAUACAAGAUGGUCUUUGUUUUGUAGUUUGGAGCCAAUUCUCCCUAUGUACUCUUUUUAAAAAAAAUCAAACAAGCCAUAUACUGUUAACUUAAAGCCUGUCUAUUUAUGCUUUCACUUCAUUACCCGCGGCUGUGUCUCCAGUUUAUUUGUCCCAAUACACUUGUUGGAUUGUAUAAGAAUACAGAUUAGUUAGCUGAAGCAUAGCUGAUAAACCAUUUAUUUUGCCGAUUACCUCUUGUCAGAGUCAGACAGCAUGGAACCGGUCUCUUGUCCCCUCUGUCCAUGUUGAUGGAGGAGCCUACCAGAGUUAGUUCCAUUUCUCUACGCUUGGCCCACAUCCCUCUUAAAUCUUUCCUGCCCAAAUGCCUUUGGAAGGUUGUAAUUGUGCCCAUCUCUACCACUUCUUCCAGUAACAUAUAUCCACCACCCUCUAUGUGAAAAACACACCUCUCAGGUCUCCUUUAAAUGAGACCAUAAGAUGUAGGAGCAGAAUUAGGCCAUUCAGCCCAUCAUGUCUGCCCUGUCAUUCAAUCAUGGCUGAUUUAUUUUUACCCUUGAUCUCAUUGUUCUGUCUCCUCCCUAGAAUUUUUGAUGCCCUUACUAAUCAAGAUCUUAGCAACUUCUCCUUUAAAUAUACCCAGCGACUUGUGGCAAUGAAUUCCACAGAUUCACCACCCUCUGGUUAAAGAAAUUUCUGUUUCUCUCUGUGUUCUAACGGGAAUCUCUAGUCUGAGCUGUGCCUUUUGGGCCUAGACACUCCCACGUUUGAAAACAUCCUCUCCACGUCCACUGUAUCUAGGCCUCUCAAUGUUUCAGUAAGGUUUCCCUCACGCCUCCACCCCCAUUAUUCUAAUAAACUCCAGCAAGUACAGCUCAAGAGUCAUUGCCAGAUUUUAACAUUUUUAUUCCCCGGAUCAUUCUGGUGAACCUUGAGAAAUCUUUCCCCUGUCAACUUAAACUGAUGCCCUCUCUAGCUUCAGAUUUCCUGACCCUAGAGCAAAGAUUGUUACUACCAUCUUUUCUGUGUUACCGAUAACUUUUUCAACCUCCUAUAAGAUAACGGCUUGGUUCCUUUCAGCAGGGGAAGUAGCCCAGUUGAGUCUAUUGUAACAGCACAAAUACUGUGAUGUCUAGGUAUAAAAACGAUGCAGCAAGUAAGUUUUUCACAGACACAUAGUUACAGCCAACGCUAUAAAUUAUACAAGACAGUGAAGAUUGGCUAAACCUGGGUAUUAGUACAAGAAAAACACUAUCAGAGACCAGUCUAUUGUGGUGCAACAGAUAACCUGUGGUGUUCCAACACUUGAAUAGGAUUGGGUUUGUGAGGAUCGGUUCAAGAAUCUGACGGUUGUAGGAAGGUAGCUGUUCCUGAACCAGAUUAUGUGAGACUUCAGGGUAUUGUCACUCAGCCCAUCAGUCCCAGCAACAUCCUUGUGAAUCUUUUCUGCCCCUUCCUACUGAGAACAUUUGUUUAGUUAUUGAGAAAAUGUAUUAUGUUUGUGUAUGCAUAACAAAUGUUUGUGGAGUGUGUGACAAGCACAGUGUUCAAAUAGACAAAAACUCUUGAUAUUGGGAACCCAGUUCUAACCUUGAAACUCAAUUUUCCUGAACUUCUGGCCCCAGUAUUGCCACUUUUUGUUUAUUGUAGUUAUUAAACACCAUAGGCAUUAAAUUUGGAAAUUAAAGAGUUUUUUGUGGCCACUAGUACCUAAAGAUAUGAAGUAUUUACACAUCAAAAUUUUUAGAUUCUGAUGAUGGAUAUACUCUUAUUUUAAGUUGUUUUGAGUUAAGAUAAAAUUUACAUUUUUUAAACAAUUUUAAUUUUAUCAUACAAUAUUCCUAGGGCAGAUCUUUCUGUUUUGGUAAGGCUGGAGGAUGAUACAGGUUCAACCACCCACCUUUAACUUUCUCAACCUAGACAGCUUACCU